Messenger RNA from Oikopleura dioica, 1284 nucleotides. Lineage: Eukaryota; Metazoa; Chordata; Appendicularia; Copelata; Oikopleuridae. The record is from the annotation of a GenBank genome assembly.
AUGGCAGAGCCGCGGACUCUAAGCGUAGCGUGGCUUCCUAAAGGAGUUCUGAAAAGCGUCCCAGAUCGCGUGAAUUUGGAAGAAGAUGAGCUUCUCGAGAUCAAAGAAAAGCUGGGAAAAGUGAAAGCAGACGAGAGCGAAGAGGAGCUAGAAUCAGAGGAUGAAAAUAUGGAAACUGUAUCGGAUGAGAAGAAAGCGCUCAGACCGGAAUUGGAAAAGGAAGACAGCGAUGUGUGGGAUAAAUUCAACCUGGACGAUUACGACGACGAGCCGGGAAUCAUCGAUCCAGGCAGCAUCGGCGCUUUGGUUCACGAGGGAGAAGAUGAGUACACCCCCGUUGGAGAAUUCGACAAGGAAGACGAAGAAGAUUUGGUGAUCAAACCGGAAGAUCAUGUUCUGUUAGCUGGUGUGGAUAGUCCAGAAGGAACUGCAGCUGUUGAGGUUCGAAUUUUUAACUCGAACGAAGAAUACUACGUCCGCAACGACAUUCCCCUUUCCGGCCCUCCCCUCGUUCUCGCCUACAUCAAUUCCGAAAUCGGCGAAGCUGUGGAGGAAGAAGAAGGCGCAGAGUAUGGCAACAACUUUGUCGCUGUGGGAACGAUCACCAGCGAAAUACAGAUUUGGGAUUUGGACAUUAUCAACGCUCCAGGGCCAGCGUACGUCUUGAAUGGACAUAAAAAGGACACAGCCGUCGUUUCCCUCAGUUGGGACGGAAAGAAUCAACUUGCUUCGGGCGGAACGGACGGACAGGCACUUGUCUGGUCGCUGGAGAACGCGCAGAAAGUGGCGCUGGGAAAGAAAUCUGAUUCUCCAAUUAACCAAAUUAUCUUUUCCAAGAGCGAGCGCAUAAUUACUGGCAACGGCGUUGGCCUCACCAAAAUAUUCGACAAAAGCUCCGAGCAUCUCUUCUCCUCUGGUCACAUGCCAGGCGCCAGUCUUACCGUCUGGAACGUGUCAAAACAUUUGACAGCGGAAAACGUCAAGACGCAGCCUCUUGCUCAAUACAGUCGGAGGAGGCAGAAACAGGGAGGGAAGAUUUUCUCCACCGUCCUUUGUCCAGAAGAGAAAUCAGCGCUGGUUCUUGUUGGUGGGGAAAGAGGUGGCCCUCAAGUCUUUAAAAUCACCCAAUCCUCGAAGAAAGCUGAAGACACAGCCGAGGACGAUUCAGAUACGGAAGACGAGGACGAGGAAAUGGCGGAAGACGCGGCCGCCAUGAACGAUAUCAAAGAAGAAGAGUGGGAAACAGACGAUGGCUCAUCGGAAGGCGAAGAAAUCGAAGAGUAG